Theileria annulata is the source of this 855-nucleotide messenger RNA. RefSeq names its product molecular chaperone (DnaJ family), putative. NCBI's taxonomy places the organism in Eukaryota, Apicomplexa, Aconoidasida, Piroplasmida, Theileriidae. The transcript has 2 exons. The record is from RefSeq and is a predicted model, not a curated record. The coding region runs from base 1 to 855 and encodes 284 amino acids.
AUGUAUAUUAGUUUUCAUCUGUGUAUAGCAGUACUGUGUUCAUUUUAUAUAUCGGAAUCGCGACAAGACUAUUAUUCAAUUUUAGGAGUAAGAAAAAAUGCAACAGAUAGAGAAAUUGAAAAGGCAUUUAGAAAAAAAGCAAAAAAACUCCAUCCAGAUGCAAAUCCAGGUAACGAAAAGGCGUUUUCAGAGCUGUCAAACGCCUACGAGGUAUUGAAAGAUCCUUCCAAGAGAAAAACAUACGAUAUGUACGGAGAAGAAGGUUUAAAACAAGAAGGACCACAAGGACAUCCAUAUCAACAUUAUUACGGAGAAGGAGGGCAUACAUUCUUCUCAUUCGAAGGGUUUGACUUCGACGAUGUGUUCGCCCAUUUCAAUUUCGGAGGAGGACAUAAAGGAAAUAAAAGAGAACAACAAUUUCAAAGCUCUAUUAGCUUUGAGAAUACCAUCGUGGAGGAAAUAUGCCCUAAGAAUUAUAAUAACACAGUAAAAAAUAUAAGAGUUUUAAAUUUAUACUAUUUUUUCAUGUCAAACAGCAGAACCUGCCAAUCUGCACAAAAAGGGUUCGUGGAUACAAUAACUAAAUUCAAAGGAGCUUUGAAUGUAUACGCAAUAAACUGCGAUAAACACUCAAAUUUCUGUAACAAAAACGUUCGAUCAGUACCUCACCUAAUCGCAUAUAAUAACACAUCACCAGAUCCAAUAGUAUUUGAAAACGAAGAUUACACACUAAAGCUGGAAAUCUGGCUUCACAAAAUCAUGCCAUCAGAGCUUGUGGAAAUUAAAGAUUAUAAACAUUUGAAAGAUUUUAUAGAAAACCAACCAAUCACACAUGUAAUAUAUAUAUUCAUGUAA